Messenger RNA from Micromonas pusilla CCMP1545, 1032 nucleotides. RefSeq lists its product as uncharacterized. Lineage: Eukaryota; Viridiplantae; Chlorophyta; Mamiellophyceae; Mamiellales; Mamiellaceae. Gene Ontology annotation, molecular function: tocopherol cyclase activity. The coding region runs from base 1 to 1032 and encodes 343 amino acids. The record is from RefSeq and is a predicted model, not a curated record. The transcript has a single exon.
AUGACCCUCGGCGGCGGCGGCGACGGCGACGGCGGCGGCGGCGGCGGCGGCACGGCCGACGAGGAAUUCUUCGAGAUCACGGACGACGGCAGACGACACCGCGGCCGCCUCUCGAAGUCGAAGUCGUCCGCGGGACCCCUCGAGGAUCACUCCGUGUGGCCCCGGGAGAAGUGCGUCUCGGAGGCGCGGUGGGACAUCGCCGUCCGCCCGGUCCUCGGAUACGGCGGCCGCGCGGACGACGUCGAUAAUGUUUCCCUCGCGGGCUGGUUAUCGUCCCUGCCCGUGUUCGAGCCGCACUACCAGGUCACGAUGGCGCACGGGCUCGCGAGCGGGUGGAUCGAGCACGACGGCGCGCGGACGGAGUUUACGAACGCGCCGGCGUACUCGGAGAAGAACUGGGGCGGCGCCGGGUUCCCGUCGAGAUGGUUUUGGUGCCAGUGCAACGCGUUUCACGGCGCUCCGGGGUUGAGCGUGACCGCGACCGGGGGUAACCGCGGCGUCGUGUUGCUUCCCGGGGUGAGAGAGGAAGUCGCCGCGGUGCUCGUGCACCUGCCGGACGGAUCGUUUCUUCCGUUCGCCCCCGUGACGGGCGCGGGGGGGUCGCCCGCCGCGGAGGUGAUCUGGGACGUCGACACGUGGGGACGAUGGCGAGUCACCGCGAAGACGCCGACGCGGGAGGUUGUCGUUAAGGCGGACACGGCCGAGGACGCGGGGGUCGUCGGGAAGACGACCGUCCUUCGGGCGCCGAUGGACGACGUCGACAAAGGGAUGGCGCCGCUGUGUCGCGAGAGUUUCCGCGGACGAAUGUCGAUGUCGAUGUGGAAGUUAGACCCGUCCACGGGCGCGCGCGUGGAGACACUCUUAGACGACGUCCGCUCCGACGUCGCCGCCGUGGAGGUAGGCGGCGGGCCGUGGAGUGAGCCGUGGAGAGGCACGGCGCGGAUGCGAGAGCCGCUCGGGACGCUCGCGGGGGCCGACGUGGACGUGAACGCCAUCGCGUCUUUCCUUCGACUGGACGUCCCGGGGCUCUGA